Molecule: messenger RNA, 2385 nt
Organism: Ilex paraguariensis (yerba mate)
Lineage: Eukaryota; Viridiplantae; Streptophyta; Magnoliopsida; Aquifoliales; Aquifoliaceae
Source: the annotation of a GenBank genome assembly
UUAAAUAGGUAAUAAUACCCAAUUUCUUAGCUGCGAAGCCAUGUUUCUCUCUCUCUCUCUCUCUCUCUGUUUAUAUAUAUACCUCAUCUCUAUAUAACCCUUCCCCUUCUCUCUCAUUAGGUCUCUGUGAACAAUAACGCAUUCGCCAAAGAUUUUAUAGCUGUUGGAGAUGGGUUUCAACACAGUUUAUAGGGUGCUGCAGGAAAUUUUUCCACAGGUAGCAGAGGUUGAUACUCGCUUACUGAGGGCUGUUGCUGUUGAGCAUCGAAAGGAUGCUGAUGCAGCUGUUGAGGCUGUCCUCAAUGAGAUUAUUCCUUUUCUCUCAGAAAGAACUAUGGUUACUAGUUCUUCUAAUGAGAAAGGGAUUGUGCUAAAUUCACCUGAAGCUGUUACAGAUGCCAAUACAACUUCUCAGAGUGAUGAUACCCUUCUAGUGGACUCAACAUGCUUGGAUGAGGCAAAUGCUUGGACUCAAAAUGGUUCUUCAUUCUAUGAUGCAAAUGAUGGACAUGAUCAGGUAUUUCGAGGUGAUGGAAAUGACGAAUUGGUUUCAUCAGAGAAAUGUCAUGAGAGCAACGACAAAGUUGGGCUUGAUAUGUCCUCCAAUGCCAUGUCUGUCGCAUUGAUGCAUGAAGCUGGUGCAAAUGAUGAGCAUCAUCAUCAUAACAAACAGGGAACUGCUCAAAGUGAAGAGAUCACGUCGUUGUGGAAAUAUGAAGAAAGCAGACCCAUGGUUGGGUUUGAUCAAAGUUCACAUUCAUUGUCAACCACAUUGGAAUAUGGUGAUGUUGGUGCCAAUGGACGAAUGAAUAGUAGUGUACGUGAUGUUUUGGGAAACUCUGAUAGGCCUGCUGCAUGUGACUUAGAUAUGGCUGAUCAGGGAGAAAUCCAUCAAGAGCUGUUAUACAUGGAUGGCAACAUUUUGGAAGCAAAAAAUUCUAUGGUCCAGCUGACUGCAUCACCUGCUAAAGAAUUGACACAAAAUGCUUCAGAAAGCAGCCUUCAGUUAGUUGCCAUGCCUGAUAUGCUAACUGCUGAUGUUGCACAACCAGAACUAACUGAUUCUAUCAAUGCUGCUUCCAAGAAUUAUAUUUCCGCUAAUGAAAUGCUUCUUCUUGAUGGUGACUCUACCUUGAAUGAUGUGAUUACACGAUCUGGCCAUAUAUGUAGCAUUGCUCUUCUUGAGGACAUCAUUGAAGAUGCAAGAAGUAACAAGAAAACCUUGUUCUCAGCCAUGGAGUCAGUUAUUAGCUUGAUGAGAGAAGUGGAACUUCAAGAGAAAGCUGCAGAAGAAGCCAAAGAGGAAGCUGCUGGGGCCGGCUUGGACAUACUCAUAAGGGUGGAAGACCUUAAACAGAUGCUGCGUCAUGCAAAGGAAGCAAAUGACAUGCAUACUGGAGAAGUAUAUGGAGAGAAGGCCAUCCUAGUUACUGAAGUCAGGGAGCUUCAAUCUCGUGUGCAUAGCUUGUCAGAUGAAAGGGAUAAAGCUCUUGCGAUUCUUGAUGAGAUGAGUCAAACCCUUGAGGUACGCCUAGCUGAAGCGGAGAAAUUGAGGAAGGAAGCAGAGCGGGAAAGGCUAGAAAAGGUAGACACUGCACAGAAAGCAAUUUCCGACCAAGAACUGAUCAUGGAGAAGGUGGUUCAAGAGUCGAAUAUACUAAAGCAAGAAACAGAGGAGAAUUCUAAGUUACGUGAGUUCCUCAUUGAUCGUGGCCGUGUUGUUGAUAUGUUGCAGGGAGAAAUAUCUGUUAUAUGUCAAGAUGUGAAGCUGCUGAAAGAGAAGUUUGAUGACCAUGUACCACUUAGUAAAUCUUUUACAUCCAGCCAAACAAGUUGCAUCUUGGCCUCUUCAAGCUCAUCUUCGAAGAGUAUGUCGCCUGAUCUAGUGCCCGAGCGAGCUGAUCCAUCCGAAACCCCAAAGACUAGUCCAAUAUCCUCUGUUCAUGAGCAGCUUUCCUAUGGAGAAGAGAGAUACAAAGAUGAUCGCAAGGCACUCGUGGAAGAUGGAUGGGAAUUCUUUGACAACCGUGAAUUUGAUAUGUGAGUUCUGUAAAUAUUGAGGAUAUAGCUAAGUAAGAAAACUCCUUCAAAAAGAUUAUAUUUAGCAACUUUGGAGGUUGCCAGAUAUGAGCCUCUUUUCCUAUUUUCUUCUGCUAAGUAAGUUUGUGAUAGAUCUCUAUGAAAUUUCACUACUUUAUAGUCCGUGAUUACAAUGGAACAGCAUUGGGCCACACAUUGGUGCAAAUAAUAUUGCUGGUUUUCUUAUGUACAGCAUAGCAUGGAUAUGAAAAUAAAUAGUGCAGGUAUUUUGUGAAGUUGUAUCUUGUAUUUCUUUGCAUUAUCUAGAAAAUGCAACAUGUUAUGUUCUUCUUAUAUGGCAUUGAA